Messenger RNA from Bradysia coprophila, 1129 nucleotides. RefSeq lists its product as uncharacterized. The record is from RefSeq and is a predicted model, not a curated record. NCBI's taxonomy places the organism in Eukaryota, Metazoa, Arthropoda, Insecta, Diptera, Sciaridae.
AUGGAGCUGUUCGAUACAGGAAACAUAUAUAUAAGGGGAAAAUGUUGCAUGAAACAAACAGUUGGUAUUACGAUGUCGAGUAGUAUCAGUCUAACUACAAAUAAUUUGAAGGAAUUGAAUCGGGAUAUUGAGUAUCUGCUGAACAGCACUGACGAUGAAAUCACCAAGAAAUGUCUGACCGCUGAAAUUGUGAAAGAGAUCCGUGUGAUGUUACUGAAGAAAUGGAUCAAAGUGUUGAUAAUCGUUGCGUUUGUGAUAUCACAGAUUUAUGUUCUACCGUUCUUAAACUGGAAUGCAUCGGCUAUUGGUCGAAUCGUAAUGAUUAAAGUGCUGAAGAUAUGGGAUUGGAGAUAUUUAUACAACGUUGAGUGUUUGAUUGAAAGAAAAGUUGAUGGAUCCGACCAUAUUCCUAUCUCUAUUGACGCCGUUGAAAACGAUUGUUCGUUUUGUGAGAACAUUGAAGACAUUCGUCACGAUUUGGACGUUUCAUAUUCUAAACUCAAGUCAAAUUACAUUGAUCGCGGAUAUCCAGUUGUGAUCGAAGAUCAUCAACCCCAUUCCGAGGACGGUAAUUUGUACGGAUACAUUGAACGCAUAAAAAAUCUGACCGAUUUGAUUGAUUCGAAUCCUUGCAACUUACAAACGAAUCUCGUGACUGGAUUGCAUUACAGAAACCUGAACGAUAUCUUUGAAUUAAUUGAAAGUUCCCGGGAUGGUUGGUUUUUGCAUUACAGAAAUUGUGAUUUUAGUGCGGUGAAAGCAUCACGAGCUCUGCACGUACAGCCUCCGUUUUUGAUAUCGCAUCUGAAACCAUUUUCGUCGAGUUGGAUUUUGAUUUCAAGCAUCUAUAAGACAUCGAAGCCGAAAAAAUUGCUGGUAAAACAUUUGGUUGUAGUGAAGCAGAUCAUCGGCAGCACAUACGUUCUUAUUGCACCGAAAGUGGAAUGUAAAGAAUUUUGUAGCGACUUUGAAUUUCAUUUAGAAGUUGGCGAUUCAUUUGUCUUUUCGGCAGAACUUUGGGAUUUUUCAUAUUACCCAUCUGCAGAAGGCGAAGCGGUCACUUCCAUUCGAGAAUAUGAGUUGCAAAUUUAAAUGUUUAACGCGAGAAAUAAAUUGCAAAUAAAUUGAA